Molecule: messenger RNA, 466 nt
Organism: Trichobilharzia regenti
Lineage: Eukaryota; Metazoa; Platyhelminthes; Trematoda; Strigeidida; Schistosomatidae
Source: the annotation of a GenBank genome assembly
GCGGUCAACGCAAACAUUCUAUGUUACUUCGUGGAAGUCUGAUUGAUGUUGAUUUUAUAUGACUUAAACAUAGUUUAUCAGACUUUAUCAACAUGCCCAUAAUGAUUGAAAAGCCUGAAACCGAUCUCCAUAUUAAAAUCAAAUUGGAUAUUUUAUCUUAUAUACUGCGUCUUGUAAAAACAAAAUAUUUCGUUAUUUUGUGGUUCCUAGUGAUUCUCAUAUCGUUAAUUUCUGCAGCGAUGGUAGCGUAUGUAUUGUAUGGAUUUCGUGAGCAUAUAUAUGAUUCUUCACAAGCAACUAGAAUUGUCAAGAUCAAUCGAGAACACCAUACGCUAAUGAAAGAUGGGCGUCAGUUUCAGUAUUUAUCUGGUUCUAUACACUAUUUUCGUGUUCCCUUGAUUUACUGGUCCGACAGGAUAGAAAAGGCAAAAUCUGCAGGCCUUGACGCCAUUCAGUUGUAAGUAAU